AAAAGUCUAUUUGUGAUUGGAGAAUCAUUCUCACAUAGAGCUGCUCCAUCUAGCAUGUCUGGUUGAAUUUCACGGCUGCUGUUUUUUUUUGUUGCUGUGCUUCAUACCAAUCUCACAGCGGAUCAAUUCGGAGGAACAAAUCGGGACCUUAGAAGGUUUUUGGUGGAAUACUGCGCAGCAUCCGCUACUCUAUCGUUUAGAGCCAUCUUCAAGUCCCUCUUGCAUUCCUGGACUCCUAUUGUUUUAACCCGUCCGUGACGAAUCAAGCUAAGGUUACACACUAAAGAAUAAACAAUGGAUAAAGCGGAGCUUAUUCAGAAGGCCAAGUUGGCGGAGCAAGCCGAGCGCUACGAUGACAUGGCCGCCUCGAUGAAGGAGGUAACGGAACAGGGGGGCGAGCUGUCAAACGAGGAGAGGAACCUGCUAUCUGUCGCAUACAAGAACGUGGUCGGAGCACGGCGGUCGGCAUGGAGGGUCAUCUCCAGCAUCGGACAGAAGACGGAGGGAAGCGACAAGAAGCUCGCAAUGGUCAACGAAUACCGGGAGAAGGUGGAGGGCGAGCUGAGAGAUAUCUGCAACGACGUACUGGAACUGCUGAAUAAAUAUUUAAUUGAGAACUCCACAAAUGCUGAAAGCAAAGUCUUCUAUCUUAAGAUGAAGGGCGACUACUAUAGAUACCUUGCCGAAGUGGCCUCUGGGGAUGACAAAACAGCAACCAUAGAGCACUCUCAGGAGGCGUACCAGCAGGCAUUUGACAUCAGCAAGAAGGAGAUGGACCCCACGCAUCCCAUCCGCCUGGGCCUGGCCCUCAACUUCUCAGUCUUCUUCUACGAGAUCCUCAACUCUCCAGAGAAAGCCUGCUCACUGGCCAAACAGGCAUUUGAUGAUGCCAUUGCAGAGCUGGACAAACUGAACGAGGAGUCAUACAAAGACAGCACUCUCAUCAUGCAGCUGCUCAGAGACAACCUGACAUUAUGGACAUCUGACAACGCGCCUGAGGAAGGCGAGGCUGGAGAAGCCAGCGAAGCCGGAGAGAACGAGAACUGAAACUCACAGGGUCAUCGCUCUCUCAAAAAAAAACCUUUUUACACAUCUCCAUUCCUGUAUUGCUCCACUUAAAGUCUUUUAGCAAUGAAACCCAUUACUGAACAAAAGCUGCAUGUGGAAAUUCCAAAAUAAUUUGACUUUUCACGCUGCAGCUUUUGUGCAAAUAAAAAAAGAAAAAUAUUGAUUGAGGGGGGGGGAGUGAAACCUCCAUUCCUUGGUUUGUUUGUCCUGAACUUCCAUACGUGCAGUUUCUCCUGUUAGAAAAGUAUUAAUAGCUUCUUUUUAUCAAUGUUUUAGUCCAAAUUAGAGGAAAAAAUACAUUCUAGGGCUUUUUGCUGAGCUACUGAAUCUUAGUCCCAUCAAAACACAAGGGGAGUUAAGAUGUUAGAACAGGGGUGUCUGUUAAGCAAAUUCAAUGAAUUGUUCCCUCACCCUCCAUAGGCUUGUUCUCUAUUUCUCCACAUGGAUGUCCUGUAUGGUUAGAGCUGCUGUGACGUCCUCCACACGGUUAUCCUGUAUGGUUACAGCUGCUGACGUCCUCCACACUGUUAUCCUGUAUGGUUACAGCUGCUGUGACGUCCUCCACACGGUUAUCCUGUAUGGUUACAGCUGCUGACGUCCUCCACACUGUUAUCCUGUAUGGUUACAGCUGCUGACGUCCUCCACACGGUUAUCCUGUAUGGUUACAGCUGCUGUGACGUCCUCCACACUGUUAUCUUGUAUGGUUACAGCUGCUGACGUCCUCCACACGGUUAUCCUGUAUGGUUACAGCUGCUGUGACGUCCUCCACACUGUUAUCUUGUAUGGUUACAGCUGCUGACGUCCUCCACACUGUUAUCCUGUAUGGUUAGAGCUGCUGUGACGUCCUCCACACGGUUAUCCUGUAUGGUUACAGCUGCUGACGUCCUCCACACUGUUAUCCUGUAUGGUUACAGCUGCUGACGUCCUCCACAUGGUUAUCCUGUAUGGUUACAGCUGCUGACGUCCUCCACACGGUUAUCCUGUAUGGUUACAGCUGCUGUGACGUCCUCCACACUGUUAUCCUGUAUGGUUACAGCUGCUGUGACGUCCUCCACACUGUUAUCCUGUAUGGUUACAGCUGCUGUGACGUCCUCCACACUGUUAUCUUGUAUGGUUACAGCUGCUGUGACGUCCUCCACACUGUUAUCUUGUAUGGUUACAGCUGCUGACGUCCUCCACACGGUUAUCCUGUAUGGUUACAGCUGCUGACGUCC
Messenger RNA from Oncorhynchus gorbuscha (pink salmon), 2282 nucleotides. Its product is annotated as 14-3-3 protein beta/alpha-1-like. The transcript is spliced from 6 exons. NCBI's taxonomy places the organism in Eukaryota, Metazoa, Chordata, Actinopteri, Salmoniformes, Salmonidae. Gene Ontology annotation, cellular component: cytoplasm. The record is from RefSeq and is a predicted model, not a curated record. Bases 295 to 1047 code for a protein of 250 amino acids. Gene Ontology annotation, biological process: signal transduction.